Messenger RNA from Tetrahymena thermophila SB210, 432 nucleotides. Its product is annotated as transmembrane protein, putative. The transcript has a single exon. NCBI's taxonomy places the organism in Eukaryota, Ciliophora, Oligohymenophorea, Hymenostomatida, Tetrahymenidae. The record is from RefSeq and is a predicted model, not a curated record.
AUGUAAUAAGAAGGUCCUACUCUUGAAAGUACAUUUUAAGCUAUAGGUAUACUAAUAACUCUAUUAUCAAUUAAUUAUACUGUAACAAGUAAAGCUAUUGCGAUAUUCAUCAGCACUAAUGCAAAAAAAAUAGAAGAAAAUAUAUAUGUUAUAGCCUAGGACAGUUUUAGAUAUUUGACUCGUUUAGAGUUAUCCAAUUACUUUAAACUAUAGUAGUAGAAAAUUAAGUAGAUGAAUUCUAAAACCAUAGUUGCAGCAACACAUAAAAAUACGUAAAGCUCUAAAAGUGUAAAUACUACUAAAAAUGACACUCCUAAACCAAAUAGAGCAAUACUCAAUCUAAGAUUUUUUCUGUAUGUUUAACGUGACCUCAUUAUUUUAUUAAUAUAUUUUAUUUCUGGAAAGUUUAUGUGUCUUUAAGAGAGUGAUUGA